Molecule: messenger RNA, 1530 nt
Organism: Oryctolagus cuniculus (rabbit)
Lineage: Eukaryota; Metazoa; Chordata; Mammalia; Lagomorpha; Leporidae
Gene: VTN
Product: vitronectin
Biological process (GO): cell adhesion mediated by integrin; cell-matrix adhesion; immune response
Molecular function (GO): extracellular matrix binding; polysaccharide binding; scavenger receptor activity
Source: RefSeq, marked provisional
GCCAGGCCCUCAGCUAGAGGCUCUGUCAUGGCACCUCUGAGACCCAUCUUCACGCUGGCUCUGCUGCUGUGGGUUGUUCUGGCUGACCAAGAGUCCUGCAAGGACCGCUGCACGGAGGGCUUCAACGCCAACAGGAAGUGUCAGUGUGAUGAGCUCUGCUCCUACUACCAGAGCUGCUGCGCUGACUACGCGGCCGAGUGCAAGCCCCAAGUGACCCGCGGGGACGUGUUCACUAUGCCGGAAGAUGAAUAUGGGCCCUAUGACUACAUCGAGCAGACCAAAGACAAUGCCAGCGUCCAUGCACAGCCCGAGAGCCCCACCGUGGGCCAAGAGCCAACCCUGAGCCCUGACCUGCAGACUGAGGGGGGCGCUGAGCCUACACACGAGGUCCCCCUGGAGCCUGAGAUGGAGACCUUAAGGCCUGAAGGGGAGGACCUGCAGGCCGGGACCACGGAGCUAGGGACAUCGGCGUCCCCAGCAGAGGAGGAGCUGUGCAGUGGGAAGCCUUUUGACGCCUUCACCGACCUCAAGAAUGGUUCCCUCUUUGCUUUCCGAGGACAGUACUGCUACGAGCUAGACGAAACGGCAGUGAGGCCCGGGUACCCCAAGCUCAUCCAGGACGUCUGGGGUAUUGAGGGCCCCAUUGACGCUGCCUUCACCCGCAUCAACUGCCAGGGCAAGACCUACCUCUUCAAGGGCAGCCAGUACUGGCGCUUCGAGGACGGUAUCCUGGACCCUGACUACCCUCGCAACAUCUCUGAAGGCUUCAGUGGCAUCCCAGACAACGUGGAUGCGGCCUUUGCCCUCCCUGCUCACAGCUACAGUGGCCGGGAGCGGGUCUACUUCUUCAAGGGGAAUAAGUACUGGGAGUACCAGUUCCAGCAGCAGCCCAGCCAGGAGGAGUGUGAGGGCAGCUCCCUGUCGGCCGUGUUUGAGCACUUCGCCCUGCUGCAUCGGGACAGCUGGGAGGACAUCUUCAAGCUUCUCUUCUGGGGCAGACCCUCUGGUGGUGCCAGACAGCCCCAGUUCAUCAGCCGGGACUGGCACGGGGUGCCCGGGAAAGUGGAUGCAGCCAUGGCUGGCCGCAUCUACAUCUCGGGCUUGACGCCCAGCCCCUCUGCAAAGAAGCAAAAAUCUAGGCGUCGCAGCCGCAAACGCUACCGCUCCCGCUAUGGCCGUGGCCGUAGCCAAAACUCCCGCCGGCUGUCCCGUUCAAUCUCACGGUUAUGGUUCUCCAGCGAGGAGGUCUCGCUGGGGCCCUACAACUAUGAGGACUACGAGACGAGCUGGCUCAAGCCUGCCACCUGCGAGCCCAUCCAGAGCGUCUACUUCUUUUCAGGAGACAAGUACUACCGAGUCAACCUCCGCACACAGCGAGUGGACACUGUGAACCCCCCCUAUCCCCGCUCCAUUGCCCAGUACUGGCUCGGCUGCCCAGCCCCUGGCGGCCAGUAGGAGUCAGGGCCCAUCCAGUGUGGCUUCUGCUGCUCCCUCUCCCACCCCAAUAAAGGUCCUGUGGCCCUGAGUGUG